This is a messenger RNA of Eimeria necatrix, 1428 nucleotides long. RefSeq names its product RuvB-like 1, putative. Lineage: Eukaryota; Apicomplexa; Conoidasida; Eucoccidiorida; Eimeriidae. Gene Ontology annotation, cellular component: NuA4 histone acetyltransferase complex; Ino80 complex; Swr1 complex. The record is from RefSeq and is a predicted model, not a curated record. The transcript has 9 exons. Gene Ontology annotation, biological process: box C/D snoRNP assembly; regulation of transcription by RNA polymerase II; chromatin remodeling. Gene Ontology annotation, molecular function: ATP binding; DNA helicase activity; ATP hydrolysis activity. The coding region runs from base 1 to 1428 and encodes 475 amino acids.
AUGAAAAUCGAAGAAGUCACGUCACUGGAGCACGCGCAGCGCGUGGCUUCCCACAGUCACAUCAAGGGCCUCGGGCUCUUACCUGACGGGUCGGCCAAAGACACCCAUAUGGGAAUGGUGGGGCAACACCAAGCACGUGAAGCUGCUGGUCUCAUCGUGGAACUCAUUAGAAGCAAACGCAUGGCAGGGAAGGCUCUGCUGAUUGCUGGCCCUCCGGGCACUGGUAAAACUGCAAUUGCCAUGGCAAUCGCGCAGGAGCUUGGAAGCAAAGUGCCAUUUUGCCCCAUGGUUGCGAGCGAGGUGUACUCAAGUGAAGUGAAAAAGACAGAAGUACUUAUGGAGAACUUCCGCAGGGCCAUUGGCAUAAAAAUUAAAGAAGUGAAGGAGGUGUUUGAAGGCCAAGUCGUCAGCUUGACGGAUGAGCCGUGUGACGCUCUGACAGCAAGCGAAAACUCAUCACGCAGCGACCCUAGCGAGGAGGCUCCUUGCCCCCCUGUUCGAAUUACUCUGAAGACAAGCAAAGGGUCGAAGGCUUUGCGACUUCAAGCCUCCAUCAACAAGGAGCUGAGAAAGGAGAAAGUUGCAGUGGGGGACAUCAUUUACAUUGAAGCCGCCACAGGUCAGGUGCGGCGAGUGGGUCGGAGUGAAGAAUUUGCUGGCCAGUUUGACCUCGAGGCAGACAAGUACAUACCUGUUCCCAAAGGAGAUGUUCACAAGAAGAAGGAGGUUAUUCAGGACGUUACUCUUCACGACUUGGAUGCCGCGAACGCGAAACCUAAUGGCGGCGCUCCCCUUGCAUCUUUGCUUGGGCACUUUUCGAAGCCACGAAAGACGGAGAUUACUGAAAAGCUCAGGCAGGAAAUAAACAAAGUUGUCAACAAAUAUAUUGACCAAGGAGUAGCUGAACUUGUGCCUGGUGUCUUGUUCAUUGACGAGGUUCACAUGCUCGACGUCGAGUGCUUCACCUACUUGAACCGUGCCCUUGAAAGUCCCCUCUCUCCUGUUGUUGUUGUUGCUACAAAUCGAGGCGUUUGCACGAUUAGGGGUACAGACGUUCUGAGUUCUCACGGAGUUCCAGUGGACCUAUUGGACCGCAUGCUUAUUGUUCGCACACAACAGUACGCCAAGGAAGAAAUUAGAAAGGUGCUCGAAAUUCGCUGCGAAGCAGAAGGACUUUCUCUGACGCCUGAGGCUGCGGAUAUGUUGGCGUCUGUGGGUGUCCGCACAUCUCUGCGCUAUGCAGUCCAUCUUCUGACUCCAGCUGCCAUUCUAGCAAAAGCUGAUAUAACUGAUUAUGACUGUGAUAAUGCAGAGUUAGAGGAACCAAGUAUUCAGCUACGGCAUGUGCAGCAAAUCGAUAGUUUGUUUCAGGACGCCAAAACGUCCUCGAAACGGCUUGCAAGGGAAGCAGAUUUCUUUAUCCAAUAA